Ascochyta rabiei is the source of this 1572-nucleotide messenger RNA. RefSeq names its product 28S ribosomal protein S5, mitochondrial. The transcript is spliced from 2 exons. Gene Ontology annotation, biological process: translation. NCBI's taxonomy places the organism in Eukaryota, Fungi, Ascomycota, Dothideomycetes, Pleosporales, Didymellaceae. The record is from RefSeq and is a predicted model, not a curated record. The coding region runs from base 1 to 1572 and encodes 523 amino acids. Gene Ontology annotation, cellular component: ribosome. Gene Ontology annotation, molecular function: structural constituent of ribosome; RNA binding.
AUGCAGAGUCUCCGAGGCGGCGACGGAAAAGGAAAAGCUGGCGACGCAGAAGGGCAAGGCGGCGGGCGGGGGUGGUUAUGUCAGCCGAUUUUCGCAGCGGCUCCAACUCGACGGCCGCAAGGGCAAGGGGAGGCAGAGGCAUUGCAGGACACGCACACCGCGCUCGCCCGCCCACCCACGCCCACGCCCACGCCCACGCCCGACGCCCGACGCCCCUUGCCCCUUGCCCCUUGCCCCUUGCCCCCCGCCCUCUUGGCCGCGACCGCGACGGCUCCCAGCACGAUGAGCGUGUGCCGGCCUGCGACAGGCCUCUUCGCACGGGCGACGUCAGCAGCAGCACCAGCAGCGACGGCGACACGGCGGGCGUUCCACUCGUCGGCGCCCCUCGGAGCGCGCAAGCGGCGGCCGCACUACGCAUCGAUCAAGGCGGAGGACCUCAGGCAGCUGGGCGAGCUCGCGGCGGGCGCGUACCCGCAGUACGACACGGCGGAGACGAGCCUGCUGGCCAAGCAGUACACGCCCGCGCAGAUGGCCGCCAUCCAGGCCGCCGAGGCCGCCAUCGACCGGCGCGACCUCGUCACGCAGGCCUCGCAGCGGACGGACCCGUGGCGGCUGCCGUACGCCGACGACCUGGCCCAGCUGGACCCCGUGACGGACCACGCGGACAAGCUGAGCGCCCGCGACAUCCCCGGCCGCCUGGCCGUGCGCGAGGCCAACGAGGUCGAGCGCGACGAGACCAUCGCCCGCCUCGCCUCGGAGCAGCUCGCCAAGGCCUACCCGCACGGCAUCCCCGAGGGCCGGCUCGACGCGGUGCAGCAGACGCAGCUGCAGGGCGCCAUCGAGGCCGCCCUCACCCAGGCCGCCCUCGACCCCCGCUCCUCGUACACGAGCAAGAACCCGGCCGCGCUCGACGCCCUUGCCGACCCGCGCCACUCCAUCAUCGCGCCCGACCUGCCGCGCCUCGAGAACCGCAUGGCCCGCCAGACGCGCCGCCUGUCGACCGAGGAGGAGGAGGACCCGCGCCAGAAGCGCCUGCUGCAGUACAUGGGCUGGGACAAGCUGAAGCUGAAGAAGAUCCGCACCAAGACGCUCGUCUCCCACAGCGUCACCAACCAGACGCGCAUGGGCAAGAUCCGCAGCAUGUACUACCUGACCAUCGCCGGCAACCAGGACGGCCUGCUCGGCGUCGGCGAGGGCAAGAGCGUCGAGCCCGACGAGGGCCGCAAGCAGAGCAUCAUGUCGGCCAUCCGCAACAUGAAGCCCGUGCCGCGCUACGAGAACCGCACCACCUUUGGCGAUGUCGAGACCAAGGUGGGCGCCACAAAGGUCCAGCUCUUUGCCCGCCCGCCCGGCUUCGGCCUCCGCACCCAGCACCUCAUCUUCGAGCUCGCCCGCGCCGCCGGCCUGCAGGACCUCGCCGCCAAGACCCCGCGCUCGCGCAACAAGAUGAACGUCAUCAAGGCCACCUGGGAGGCUCUGACCAAGCAGCGCCUGCCCGACGAGGUUGCGCGCGCCCGCGGGAAGAAGCUGGUCGAUGUGCGCAAGGUCUACUACGGCGGCAGCGUGCAUUAG